GGUGGGCUGUGUCUCUGUGGGUUUGCUGGGUUUUACCCUCACCAAGAUAUAGCUGUUCAUGAAUUGUUGAUGUCUUUGGCUGUUGGAGCUGUUUCAAGUUCCAAGAACAUGGGUUUUGAUGAAAGCAAAGAUAGUGAGGAGAAGAGUCAUGUAUCAGAAUCUUCCAAAAAUCUACCACCACCAUCUCCAACACCAACUGAAGAGGCUCUGAGAGAAGGAGAGAAGUACAAUAGACAGAUGAGUGAGACCUCUCUGUAUGCUACUGAGGAAGAAGAGGACGACGAGGAAAGAAAAAUAGAAUUGGGUCCCCAGUGCACAUUGAAGGAGCAGCUUGAGAAGGAUAAGGACGAUGAGAGUCUGAGGAGGUGGAAGGAACAGCUUCUCGGGAGUGUCGAUCUCAAUUCUGUUGGAGAAACUUUGGAACCAGAUGUUAAGAUCCUGAGCCUCUCUAUCCUCUCCCCUGAUAGACCUGAACUUCUUCUUCGCAUCCCUGAGGCUGGAAACCCCAAAGGCCUAUGGUUUACUUUGAAAGAAGGUAGCCGUUACAGCCUAAAAUUCUCCUUUAAGGUCAGCAACAACAUUGUCUCUGGGCUCAAAUACACCAAUACGGUGUGGAAAACUGGUGUCAAGGUGGACAGUACAAAAGAGAUGCUAGGAACCUUCAGUCCUCAGGCAGAGCCUUACACACAUGAGAUGCCAGAAGAGACCACUCCUUCUGGCAUAUUUGCUAGAGGAUCAUAUUCAGCAAAAACAAAGUUUGUUGAUGAUGACAACCAGUCCUACUUGUCGAUCAACUACACCUUCGACAUCAAGAAAGAUUGGCCUUCCACUAGCUGAUUAUUCUUCAGUCUAUGACAGCAAAUUUCGUUCAUUCACUUACAUUCUAAGCCCCUCUCCCCCUCCCCCCCCCCCCCCUCCCUUCUAUUUUUCCACUCAAAGAGAAGUUCAAAGAAGAAAGGCUAGAAAUCCAUUGGUGAAUAUCACCAUAAUAAGAGAGAGCUAUUCCCUGUCUGAGAGGUUUCUCUAUCUUUUCUCUCUCCAUGUCUGCAAAUUCAUCAGGUGUUAAGCUUCAUUUCUGUAGCAAGAACUUAUUAACCAUUUGUAAAGGACUGUUUAAAAAAAAAAAAUGAAAGGAGUGCAGGUAAUGGGUUUGUUGAA
Molecule: messenger RNA, 1158 nt
Organism: Telopea speciosissima
Lineage: Eukaryota; Viridiplantae; Streptophyta; Magnoliopsida; Proteales; Proteaceae
Product: rho GDP-dissociation inhibitor 1-like
Exons: 5
Coding region: 70-837 (255 amino acids)
Biological process (GO): Rho protein signal transduction
Cellular component (GO): cytoplasm; membrane; cytosol
Molecular function (GO): Rho GDP-dissociation inhibitor activity; protein binding
Source: RefSeq, a predicted model, not a curated record